GGAAGCGCGUCCUCUGCGUCUGUAACCAAUCAGACGCCCGAGAUUUCACCGGACUUUGUUAUCGCGAGACCUCUGCCUUUCCUUUUCCCUUUUCGCUCUGAAUCCAAGAUGGGUGUUGACAUCAGGCACAACAAGGACCGUAAGGUGCACAGGAAAGAGCCAAAGAGCCAGGAUAUCUACCUGAGGCUCCUGGUCAAGUUGUACAGGUUCCUGGCCCGCCGCUGUAAUGCUCCCUUCAACAAGGUGGUCCUGAGGAGGCUGUUCAUGAGCAGGUCCAACAGGCCUCCCAUCUCCGUCUCCCGUCUGAUCCGUAAGAUGAAACUGGCCGGCCGCGAGAACAAAAUCGCUGUUGUUGUGGGAACAGUUACUGAUGAUAUCAGGAUUCAGGAUAUCCCCAAGCUCAAGAUCUGCGCUCUGAAGGUAACUGAUGGCGCCCGCCGCAGGAUUCUUAAAGCUGGUGGUCAGGUGAUGACCUUCGACCAGCUGGCUUUGACCUCACCAAAGGGACAUGGCACAGUCCUGCUGUCAGGACCCCGCAAAGGCAGAGAGGUUUACAGGCACUUUGGAAAGGCCCCUGGAACCCCUCACAGCCACACCAAGCCCUAUGUCCGCUCCAAGGGCAGGAAGUUCGAGAAAGCCCGCGGUCGCAGAUCCAGCUGUGGUUACAAGAACUAGUUUGUGUUAUUGUUUUCCAUGCAGUCUGACACAAAUAAAAAGAUUGGCUGUACAAAAUGA
Messenger RNA from Cololabis saira (Pacific saury), 735 nucleotides. RefSeq names its product ribosomal protein L18 (gene rpl18). Gene Ontology annotation, molecular function: structural constituent of ribosome; RNA binding. The coding region runs from base 109 to 675 and encodes 188 amino acids. The transcript is spliced from 7 exons. Gene Ontology annotation, biological process: translation. Gene Ontology annotation, cellular component: cytosolic large ribosomal subunit; ribosome. NCBI's taxonomy places the organism in Eukaryota, Metazoa, Chordata, Actinopteri, Beloniformes, Belonidae. The record is from RefSeq and is a predicted model, not a curated record.